CUUGGAAGAUGUUAGAAUGAUUGUGAUAUGGUGGAGUAGGAAUGAUAACUUACCCUUGGGUGCCUCAUAGUGGACAUCUGUGGGCAGGGCAGAGGCAACGACUGCCAGAGUAGCGAGAGUAGCGGCGGUGAAUCUCAUGAUGAAUGUGUUGUAAUGUAAAAUUGAGGUGUUGGUUGUUGUAUUGGUCGCUGGUCGUGUUUCUAUCGAACUGUCGAGUUGUUAUAUUGAGGAUCUACUUUCCCACAGGGGCAGACACAGAUACUUGUACUGUCUUCUCGCAUCUCCAGGAAUACAUCUUGCCUUCCAUCAUAGCAUCAUUCUGUUUACUUACCAAGCCUGAGCAACGGUGUCCAAGAGGUUGUUUACCCAAGACAUUCCCAAGGCACACGUCAGAGAUUGGAUUUAUGCCCAGAGAUAUAUCUUGCCAAGCAGGGCUUUUAUGGUAAAGAUAUGGUUUGGCUGGGCAGUGCUUUCGGU
Molecule: messenger RNA, 477 nt
Organism: Aureobasidium subglaciale EXF-2481
Lineage: Eukaryota; Fungi; Ascomycota; Dothideomycetes; Dothideales; Saccotheciaceae
Exons: 1
Coding region: 144-446 (100 amino acids)
Source: RefSeq, a predicted model, not a curated record